AUGAAGGUCAUUCUCGCCAUCAAUGCCGGCUCUAGCUCGGUCAAGAUCUCAGUCUAUAUUGCAGAUAAGAACGCAGAACCUCAUCAAAUCGCAGAGGCCUCAAUCGGUGGAUUGACUGCUCCGCCAGCAACGCUUGCUUAUACGCGUCGCGGUGAGAAGGUGGUCAAGGCGAGAGAGGUUGCCGAAAGUGUCAAGAAUCAAGAGGAUGCUUUCGACCUUCUCCUCAAGACAUUCAUUGAUGACGCUGAACUCAAGGAGAUCUCUUCAAAGGAGGAUAUUGCCAUCGCCAGCCAUCGCAUUGUUCAUGGAGGGGACUAUGAUCGGUCGCAAGUCAUUACCCAAGAUGCCUAUCACCACCUUGAAGAGCUCAGCGACCUAGCACCACUUCACAAUGGUGUCGCCUUGAGCAUCGUCGACACUUGCAUCAGCGCGCUACCCAAGACCAUCAACGUCGCCUGUUUCGACUCACAGUUCCAUACAACUAUCCCUCCACACAUCUACACCUACCCCAUCGACCCAAAGAUCGCGAAAAGCAAUCGCCUACGCAAGUACGGAUUUCACGGAAUCAGCUAUGCAUUCAUCACAAGAGCCGUGGCACAGUAUCUUGAAAAAGACGUCGACAGCUUAAACAUGAUCGCUUUGCACCUCGGUAGCGGUGCCAGCGCCUGCGCCAUCAAGGGCGGCAAGAGUUGGGAUACGAGUAUGGGGCUUACACCUUUGGCGGGCCUUCCUGGAGCGACUCGAAGCGGCAGUGUUGAUCCUAGUCUUGUCUUCCACUAUGCCUCCGAUGUGGGGAAACUCUCCCCUGCAUCCACCAAACAUCUUCACAUUUCAAGGGCUGAGGAGAUCCUCAAUAAGGAGAGCGGCUGGAAGUCCAUGACGGGCACGACCAACUUUGGCGUAGUUGCCGAGUCAGACGAGCCCACCCACCGCCUGGCCUUCGAAAUCUUUGUCGAUCGCAUUGCCGGCUUUGUCGGCUCUUACUUCGUAACCCUCGAGGGCCGUGUCGAUGCUUUGGUUUUCGCUGGCGGCAUUGGAGAGCACAGCGCUAAGCUUCGAUCUGCCGUCGUCGAGAGGGUUGCCUGCUUAGGCUUUGCCCUCGAUGAUGCUAGUAAUCAGGAACCUAUCAAGGAUGUGGUCCAGGAACUCGGCAAACGCGAUGCCAGGCAGCGGGUGCUCGUCUGUCAGACAGACGAGCAGCUGGAGAUGGCCAGAUUAUGUGCAGAAAAGGAGGAUAUAUGGGAAUAG
Messenger RNA from Fusarium fujikuroi IMI 58289, 1248 nucleotides. Its product is annotated as related to acetate kinase. NCBI's taxonomy places the organism in Eukaryota, Fungi, Ascomycota, Sordariomycetes, Hypocreales, Nectriaceae. Bases 1 to 1248 code for a protein of 415 amino acids. The transcript has 2 exons. The record is from RefSeq and is a predicted model, not a curated record. Gene Ontology annotation, biological process: phosphorylation; acetate metabolic process. Gene Ontology annotation, molecular function: acetate kinase activity.